Messenger RNA from Psilocybe cubensis, 471 nucleotides. RefSeq lists its product as uncharacterized. The transcript has 5 exons. The record is from RefSeq and is a predicted model, not a curated record. The coding region runs from base 1 to 471 and encodes 156 amino acids. NCBI's taxonomy places the organism in Eukaryota, Fungi, Basidiomycota, Agaricomycetes, Agaricales, Agrocybaceae.
AUGGCCACAGCGACAAUGAGCAGCUUCUCUUUCCAACCGUCUACACUCCCAGCUGACAAGUACCGCGGUGCCGUUGUCGAGGACCUACAACUUCCACCAGCGUUCUCCGUUUCAUCCAAUGAAGCCAUUUCACGCGCAAUUGAACUUGCAUACGAGCGAGACUUUUCUCAUAUCCCAGUACUGGACCAGAGUCGCAGACCCCUGGGAUACGUGGAUGUUGCGAAACUGAAGCAGAAGUGGGAAGCAGGGCAGGCGAACCCCGACGACAAAGUCAGCACGUACAUGACCAAGUUCAAACGCACCUCCUCGGAACCAUACACCGUUAUCACCCCACUCUCGCCGCUCUCCGACCUUGAAGAUUUCCUCAAGCGCAAUAUUUUCGCACUUGUGACGGAUCAAAACCGCAAGUUCGUUCUCGCCGUGGCGACAUCUCACGAUCUCGACAACUUCGUCUCCCGCCGUGGUCUGUGA